AUGAAGCGCUCCCGAAAAAUGCUUGCGAGUGUUUUCGAAGAUAAAAAGGAAGAUGAUAAUAUAAAAUCGGACGGCACAGGCACAAAUCAAAAGAUUUUACCUCCUGGUAAGAAAAUCAAAGUUUUAAAUAAUAUAAAGAUUCCAUCGCAUUCAGUUACAGCUACAUCACCUGGGCCACAUUUUCAGCAGUCAAUUACAAAUAAAAAUAUUAAUCAAAAAAAUACAUAUGAAAGUCCCUCGACUAGUAAUACAUAUACAGUAUUACACAAUGUCUCUUUUUCUGGAUGUUCCAGUGAAGCUGGCUCACUUAGUGACUUAUCUUAUAAUAAUUUAUUAAAUGUUGAUUGCAAGCUGACACCAGAAUCUAUAAAAGAAUUAUUAUCUACACCAAAGUCAAAUAAACAGAAAAAAAUUGAUACAGAUCAUAUUCAUCAUACAUAUAUGAAUAGUAAUCCUAAACAAAAAACCCUGGAGAUUAAUAACAAUAAGACAUGCACAAUAACGUCCAAAUAUUUGAUUAAAAAAUGUAGCAAUGCAGUUAAUACCUCGCAAGCAAUAGAUUUAUCAUUACCGGAUACUAGUUCAAACUAUUGCGCGACGGAUGCAAUAGCUCGUCAUCCAGAGACUAAUCAGAUUGUAAAUGAAAACCCACAUAAUUAUAGCGACAUAAGUACAGACAGUGACAGAAAUUAUGAGCCUUCUAGUUCUGAAAGUUCUUCAAGUGAUACAGAGACGGUAUCUAUGAUUGGUGAUGAAAAUACAGUCAGUAUUAAGAGUCCGUUGACUACGCCACAAGAUAGCGAAUGGGUAGAUAUUACCUCUUCGAUGCCAAAUAUUGGUCAUUUUAAAAAUGAAACUGUAAUAAAUAUUCCACCCAAUGUGACAUCACCAUUUCAAAUCUAUAAGCUAUUUGUUACUGAUGACAUUAUACAUAAAAUGGUAGCAGAGACAAAUUAUUAUGCAAAUAAUGUUUGUAAUGAUGAAAAUGUCAAAAAUAAGUCUAGACUGAAAAAGUGGGUAGACACAAGUUUUGAGGAAAUGUGCACUUUUAUGGGUAUCUUAAUGACAAUGGGAGUGGUGAAACUACCAAGCCUAUGUAACUAUUGGUCAAAAAAGACAUGUUAUAAAAAUGAAUACAUUCAAUCAUUAAUGACGCGAGAUAGAUUUAUAUUGCUAUUGAAAUGCUGGCAUUUCAGUAAUGAUGCAAUUGAUCCAACGGACAAAUUAUGCAAAGUUCGUGAUGUUUUGAAUAUGAUUUUGAGCAAAUUUAAUGAAGUUUUAACACCCGGCCAGUAUUUAGUAAUUGACGAAUCUAUGAUUCCGUGGCGUGGACGACUGAAAUUCCGACAAUAUAUAAAAAAUAAAAGCCAUAAAUACGGAAUAAAAUUAUAUAAAUUAUGUACACCUGAAGGGUAUACAUGGUCCAUGAUUGUUUAUACAGGUAAAAAUGAUAGACCUGGAAACCAGCCACAUGGCCAUGAUAUCGUCCUAAGAUUAAUAAAAGACUUAGGUGGAAGCGGUAGAACUAUUAUAGCUGAUAAUUUCUAUACCUCAUUGGGUUUGGCAGAAGACCUUUUAAAGAAAAAAACAGAACUGUGUGGAACAAUCAGAAUAAAUAGAAGAGGUCUUCCUAAAAAUGUUAUAUCGACUAAACUGAAGAGAGGUCAGUGUAUUGGCAAAAUGAACAAAAACGGAGUUAAAAUAAUCAAAUGGCAUGAUAAACGGACUGUUACGAUGAUAACAACUUGUAAGAAUCAUGUUGCAGCUGUAAAAGAGAUAGGCCAAAAGAAAAGAAAUGGUGAGCGAAUUUACAAGCCAGAGUGUAUAUCUUUAUAUAAUUUGCAUAAGAAAGGAGUCGAUUAUAGCGACCAAAUGACAGCAUAUUAUUCGUCAUUAAGAAGGGGCAUCAAAUGGUACCGAAAACUUAUGAUGAGUUUUCUUUUCGGUACGUGUGUUGUUAAUGCGUGGAUAAUUCAUAAUAAUAUAUCUAAGAAAAAAGAAACAUUGAUAGAUUUUGUUGAAUCUAUUAUACAAAACAUCACUGGAUGUACAUUCCACGACGAUAUUAAGUCUUCAGAAAAAAAGAAGUACCAUAGCUUAGAAAAAAUUGCAAAAAGAAAACAAUGCACACUUUGCUAUCAGGAAUUACGUAAAACAAUGACUAGCCGGGAAGCUGAUAAAAAGGUGCCAAAAGUUAAAUUGAUGUGUGUUGAGUGUAAGAAAGUUUUUUGUCUUGCCUGUUUUAAUAAAGCUCAUGAAAAUAUUGUUAAUUAA
Messenger RNA from Melitaea cinxia (Glanville fritillary), 2274 nucleotides. Its product is annotated as piggyBac transposable element-derived protein 4-like. The record is from RefSeq and is a predicted model, not a curated record. The transcript has a single exon. Lineage: Eukaryota; Metazoa; Arthropoda; Insecta; Lepidoptera; Nymphalidae. The coding region runs from base 1 to 2274 and encodes 757 amino acids.